UUCAGGAGUGGGGAGCGAAAGGACCCAUUCAUGCUCCGAGCCCUCCGUCAGUCAGACGCUACGGACACCGCUCACUCGCCUUUUUCACCGCCGUCCCCUGACGUCGUGCGUUUGACUCGGGCACCUGUCCGGAGUUUCCAGCGGGACGUCCGCGCCCUCAUUCCGGUACCGCCGGUCGGACUGCGCGCGUCAUGGGCGACGCUCGGCUCGCCGCCGCCUGCACCUGAGAGCUCCGUGGAUCUGGAUCACGACUUUCUAUAAGAAGAGCACGACUUUGGUUCUGUCGCUUCGCAAAGAAACCUUCGUCCGUCACCGGGAACUGUCUGCCAGGAACCGCACUCCCUGAAUUUGGGCGCAGCGUUUGGACCUCGGUUCCGCUGACAGGAUGGGCUCCGCCGAGCUCUUCACAUCGGUUCUGGUCAUUGUGUGUUGUUUGCCGCUCGUAAAUGGCCGUUUGGAGAGACACUCACCUAAGCUACAGCCCUCCGGCAGUCCCAUGGUUCUGCAUAAGAGGGACUCGUUACAUCUGAGCUGCAGAGGCCGUGGCCCGCUGCAGUGGACACUCGGCGAUCCCCAAAGAUCAAACACUUCAGAGGGGGUGAAGAUAGAGCUGUGUGUCACCAGGAAUCACUCUCACUCACACUGCAGCAAACUCGCAAUUGCCGACUUGAAUGUUAGCGACACAGGAAGAUACAGUUGCAAAUACACCAAGAACGGUUCCGACUACAUCGCCUCCACCUAUGUCUAUGUUAAAGAUCCCGAGCAGCCGUUUGUGACUCCCUGGUAUCCCAGUUCUGACAUUGUGUACUUCUUUGAGCACAACAGUAGCAUCAUAAUCCCCUGCCGCACCUCCUUUCCUGAUGCUGUUGUAACACUGACAUCGUCCCCGCUUUUACCUGAGCACAUUCUAAAAAGAAGAAAAUGGGAUCCAAUGGUGGGAUUCGAAAUUCCCCACAUUCGAAACGCCUCCUAUGGUCAAGUCACCUGUGAGACCACGGUCAACGGUCAGAGGUUCAAGUCCAUGUACUUUAUUCAGAAACAAACUCUUGUGCUUAAAAAUGUGAAAAUCACCCCACAUCAAACCGAAGUGUUAGUUGGAGACACUCUUAUCCUCAACUGUACUGGAGAGACCACCUGGAACGGAAGAAUCAACUUCACGUGGGAUUUUCCAAAGGAGAGAGAAAAUCGACAUCAUGUACACAAGACCAGAAGUGAUCGUGCCAGAAAUAUAGUGAUGAGCAAGGCUUUAUUCUUGCCGAACAUUUCUAUGGAGGAUAACGGGACGUACCGCUGCAAAGCUGAGAUUGGACCCACAAAACACAAAUUUGUUGAAAUAACAGUCUCUGUCUUUGAGCAUCCAUUCAUAAAUGUGUCCUAUAACGGGCCUAGUUCAGUGACUGUCAGAGAAGGUAAAAAUAAACUUAUAUUUAAGCCCAGAGUCACUGCCCUUCCACCAACAGAUGUCUUAAUUUGGUAUAAGGAUGGAAUCCCCAUUGGCAAGGAUUCCCCCUGUUAUAAAGUGUCUGGUGACAGCUUAAUCAUCACUCAUGUGCAAUCGAACAAUGCUGGAAUCUUUACCCUGAGCUUGGGCAACAAAGAAAAGGGCCUGUACAAGAAUCUGAGCUACACUCUGUCUGUCUUAGUAAAACCAAGCAUCUCAGAGGCAGAGCUGUUUGCUAAGGACGUGCAGACGUACAUGUUGGGCCAACAGCAUCAGCUCACCUGCACUGUUUACGGGAUUCCCAUGCCGAACAUCACCUGGAAGUGGGAAGAGUGUAACUCAAGCUCUGCACAAAAAUGCAUUUACAACACGUCAAACACGGUCAGCACUAACGACAGGGGAAAUAACUCAGGCAACUGGAUUAAGAGCAUGAACACAAAAGCUGAACUGGUUAAAGAAAAAAACAUGACUGUAAGCACCCUGGUGAUAGGAGAGGCUAGCACCUCAGGCGUGUACUCCUGUGUGGCCAGCAAUGACGUGGGCACGAGCACCCUGGCGUUCCCUUUCUACGUUACUGAUCUCCCUACAGAAGUUACCAUUGAACCUAAGACGGCAAUUGAGGGGGAAAACGUGACGUUGACCUGUCGGGCAGCUCGCUACCUCUACACAGACCUGCAGUGGUUGGAUGCCAGGAAUAAAACCAUCCGCUCCAGUGCCUCCACUCUCCACCUCGGACGAUACUCCAUGUCCCUUUCUCUCCAGCUUCAUAAAGUCUCUCAAAACAGCACCAAAGGCUAUAAGUGCCAAGCGAACAAGGCUCAGAAGGGCACUGAGCUCAAGUCGUCUCCACUCGUUGUGGAUGCAAGAAGACACCCAUGGCUGAGCUGGAAUCUGACUAAUCAGGAUGUGAACUGCAGCAGCACCCUGAUGCUGGCUUGCAGCGCUCAUGGAAUUCCUCGUCCCGAUAUUGUAUGGUUCAAAAACAGCGUGCCAGUGACUCUGGGCCCAGGCAUUACAAUGACGGAAGCGGGCGUUCUAACUAUCGAGAGGGUGAAGAAGGAUGAUGAGGGUCUGUACGAGUGUGUAGCCAGCAACGUCGAGGGUUCUGCAAGAACGAGCGCUGUGGUUACUGUGCUCGGGGAUGAAGGCAAAGCAAAUAUUGAGGUGAUAAUCCUGGUGAGCACGGGAGCCGCAGCCACGUUCCUAUGGAUCAUGCUCAUCCUCUUCAUCCGCAAACUCAGGAAACAACCAGCGCACUAUAAGAUGGGUCCAUCGAUCAUCAUUGACCCCGACGAGUGUCCGCUCGAGGAGCAGAAUGACCUGCUUCAGUACGACAGCAGCAAAUGGGAGUUCCCUCGGGACCGUUUGCGACUAGCAAACACUCUUGGCCACGGAGCUUUUGGGAAAGUGGUGGAGGCGUCUGCGUUUGGGAUUGACAAGCUCUCCACCUGCAAGACUGUUGCGGUCAAAAUGCUGAAAGGCGGUGCCACAUCGAAUGAACGAAAGGCGCUGAUGUCAGAGUUGAAGAUUUUGAUCCACAUUGGCCAUCACCUGAAUGUGGUCAACCUGCUGGGAGCCUGCACGAAGCCUGGAGGACCAUUGAUGAUGAUAGUGGAGUUCUGCAAAUAUGGGAACUUGUCCAACUAUUUAAGAAGCAAGAGAGAUGACUUCAUUGUCUACAAGAGACAGGAUGGCAAGGUGGUGUCGUCAGGUUCGUCCUGCGAGCUGAGUGAGCUGAUGAAACGCCGCCUGGAGAGCGUGGCCAGCACCGGAAGCUCAGCCAGCUCUGGCUUCGUCGAAGAUAAGAGCUAUUGCGACUCAGAGGAAGAGGAAGAAGAAUCAGAGGAUUUAUAUAAAAGAGUUCUGACGCUGGAAGAUUUGAUCUGCUACAGUUUCCAAGUGGCCAAAGGCAUGGAGUUCUUGGCUUCACGCAAGUGCAUCCACCGUGAUUUGGCGGCGCGAAACAUCCUGCUGUCUGAGAACAACGUCGUGAAGAUCUGUGAUUUUGGACUUGCCAGAGACAUCUACAAAGAUCCUGACUAUGUUCGCAAGGGAGAUGCCCGGCUGCCACUCAAGUGGAUGGCCCCCGAGGCUAUUUUUGACAAGGUCUACACCACUCAGAGCGACGUUUGGUCUUUCGGCGUUCUCAUGUGGGAGAUCUUCUCUCUGGGUGCCUCCCCUUAUCCCGGUGUCCAAAUUGAUGAAGAGUUCUGCUGCAGGCUGAAAGAGGGGACCAGGAUGAGAGCACCAGAAUAUUCUUCCUGUGAGAUAUAUCAAACCAUGUUGGACUGCUGGCAUGGGGAGCCACAGGAGCGGCCCACCUUCACCGAGCUGGUGGAGAGGCUGGGGGACCUGCUUCAGGCCAGCGUGCAACAGGAGGGGAAGCAUUACAUACCCAUCAACACCGCGCUGCUGGAUAAGACAGGAGACCCGUGCACCGCAGAGCCGUCAGAGGAGACGCCCGCGCGCCCCGUCUCCCACCGUGACUCAGGAACCUGGAACAUCAAGAUCCGCCCGGCCAGCGUGAAAACGUUCAGCGAGGUCGCCGUGGAGACCGGGACAGAUGACAAGCAUGGGGGGGGUCACUCAGACAGUGGGAUGGGCCUCUCCUCCGACAACAUGAAGACACUGAAGCGCCUUGAAUCGCUGGCCAGCCGACCUCUCAGCAUCAUGGCUCUGGCGAUGAAGGCGGUGAGUAAGAGUAAGGAGUCGGUGCUGGGCGACACAGAGAAGGAGAGAUACCCAGCCACCGUCGCGCCCCUGGACUUAAGCAUCAAAGACCCCACUCUGGAUGACUCCGCGUCAGAUGCCGGUCUGGAGUGUCACAGCCCACCGCCUGACUACAACUAUGUGGUGCGCUACUCCACCCCUCCCGUGUAGCCUCCCGCUCCCGGAGCCUCCGCUGGUUUUGACUUUUGCCUCCAGACAGUAUCGCUUCAACGUUGGAAAGGACAACAAACGAGAUUCCCUCUGACAAUGCUCUGAAACGAGUCCUGAAUCUACUCGGGCGUAGCUUCUGCCCCCUCCCACUUCCAGACCACCUGCUGUGCUACUAGAGGAAACCUGAGGCUGUUGAUGGCGGUGUUCAGACUGAUGUUAAUGCUGCUGGUUGAUCCCAAAGUCACUGUGAUAAUCAAACAGAUCAAAACAGGCUCAGGUAUUUCUUUGAUCUACUGUGAAAUCAAACCACAAUGAUUCCGACUUCCACAGAUCUGAACUAGGAACGAGACUAUAUUUUUAUGGAAACGCAAACUAGUGAAAGAUACUGCAGAUAAAAAUUAUAUUUUUAUGAUAUACUUUGAAAUGUAAUUUUAUGAGUCACAAAAUUACCAACUUAGUAACUCAGGUUGACCCAGAAACAGAGGGGAGGUUUUUAGCGUCACGGGAAGUCACGGGCUAAUGAAGGAAACAGGGUAGAGCCAAGAGUGAGAGCAGCUUCAGCUCAAGCAUGAAAGCAUUUAAGUGAGGAGCUACUAUUUGUGGCGAUUAUUAAAACAGGAAGGACGCCACACGUGUUUGUUUUGUUGUGCACAAGUUCACUCAGAAACAUUAAAUUAUAGCAGGAUUUCAUGCAAACAGCUAUUAACAUAAAAGGUUUAUUUAUUCCAUUUGUAAACACUGCCGUGUAGUAACGCUCCUCUGCUGCUUCAUUUAGACUCAUAUUUAUGCUUUAGUGCGGACCUCCACACCUGUGCUCUGUUUGCGCUGCUGUAUUCACUGAUAGUAAAGCUGAACGGAUGUUCUUGCGCUGGGCCGUGUUUGUGGAGCUCCUCCGCCCUUCGUCUCGCGUUGGGUGAAGUCAGUGAAGAUUGCAGGGCAGUCUGCUUGUUUUUAUUCCUAUCACUGUAGUAAAGGAAGUACUGUGGCUCGAAGCGUAACUCACGCUCCUAGGUUGCUGUAAACACACCUUAUACUCUUAGUUUGUACCUGUAAGCCACUAAAACUGUAUUUACCAGUAAGUGAACUGUGGUCAGUCAGAAUUUUGAUGUGGACAGGAAGCCGUUAUGCACUGUUACUUUAUAUCACCCAUACUGUUUGUAUUAUUAUGUGAAAGCUAUAUUAUUGUGUCUGUGUGUCAGACAUUCCUGGGUUUGUUUUGUUAUUUAACAUUUAUUUUGUGAAGGAAAGUAACAUUUUCAGUAUUUGUUAUACUAUUUCUUGCCAAACUAACAUCUCCAUGUUUGCUAUUAAGCUCGGUUUAUCAGUUAAUCACUGUAGUUAGUACUGUUAUAAUCAGCAUCAAACGUUACCAACAAUGUGUUUUUAUUCAUUAUUCAUCCUCUGCUCUUGUUCAUUCGGUUCAUGUAGUUUAAUAUUGCUUGUAAUGAAAGUACUGUUCCCUGUAGUAAAUGAAUGAAUAAAGGUCUAUAUAUUUAUACAUUA
Messenger RNA from Betta splendens (Siamese fighting fish), 5824 nucleotides. It is a transcript of the gene kdrl, whose product is annotated as kinase insert domain receptor like. Gene Ontology annotation, biological process: cell surface receptor protein tyrosine kinase signaling pathway; protein phosphorylation; positive regulation of kinase activity. Gene Ontology annotation, cellular component: signaling receptor complex. Gene Ontology annotation, molecular function: transmembrane receptor protein tyrosine kinase activity; ATP binding. The transcript is spliced from 30 exons. NCBI's taxonomy places the organism in Eukaryota, Metazoa, Chordata, Actinopteri, Anabantiformes, Osphronemidae. The coding region runs from base 386 to 4321 and encodes 1311 amino acids. The record is from RefSeq and is a predicted model, not a curated record.